AUGCGAGCCUCUCUGCUGAUUCUGCUGCUCUCCGUUCAAUUGAUCAACUCCGAAGAUCUUGCGUGUAAGAGUUGCAAGUUUGUGGUGUCCGAAUUGGAAAAAAUAUUCGAAAAGGACCUGGUAAAGGAAUGCAUCCAGCCUUUGAUCUCCUUUCUCUGUGAACGGUUCCACAUCCAGACCCACAAUAUCUGCAAAGGAAUCACUUCCACAUUCAAAGAGGAGUUCCUUUAUGUGAUCAAGGAGCUCAUCUCCAAACCCCAACAUGUCUGCGGUCUCCUCUUAAAGGACUGUGAUCAUGAAGACAACCCUUUAUACAGUAAUUGGACUAUUCCCAUUCCCGGAAAUAAACCCCAGAAAAAUGAUAGAAAACCGCCCAAGGCAAGGCCCCCGUUAGAGUGAUAAUUAAAUGAAUUUAAGGAUACAAUCGGUCCAACUCUGCGGGUCUUGCACAUCACGGACCUCCACAUUGAUCUGGAAUACGCAGUCGGAACAGAGGUUGAUUGUGGAGAACCGAUGUGUUGUAGAUGGCCAAAAGAACGAUCAAUGGUUGGUGGUUUAGAAUGACGUCAUCUUUUCAGAAACCACUCAAAUCUCCGGCUGGAUAUUGGGGAAGUGUUGGGAAUUGCGACUCACCUUUGUGGACAGUUGAGAACAUGUUAAAGCAUGCAUCUACGAAGCAAGGAAGGGUAAAAUGAGUUUACCAGAAAUGAUUCCUGUGUUGUUGUAGAUCGAUUAUAUAGUAGUUGCCGGGGAUUUGGAGAGCCACGCUGAUUGGGAAUACAGCAAGGAGGGGCAUCUGGAGACCAUAAAUAUCUUGUUCCCCCUGUUCAACAAGUAUUUCCCAAGAACUCCUUUGUAUUUUUCAUUAGGAAAUCAUGAAGGAUACCCUGUGGAUAAGUAGGUUUUGUGUAUUUGACAACAAAACUCAUCAUUAUUUCUUACUGUAACAUUCUUCUAGUGUGGCCCCGCAUUCGGUGCCAGAGAAAUUCCAGAUGACCUGGUUAUACGAUGCGAUGCUCAAGCAUUUUGGGCGAUGGCUGACGGUCAAGGAUCAGAACAGUUUUAGAUAGUAAGUCACUGCAAUUUUACUGUGUAUUUAAAUAUAUUGCAGUAACGCCUGCUUCUCCACUUUAAUCGCUCCCAAGUUACGGCUGAUCUCUCUGAAUUCGAUUUUGGGAGAUAACAUGAACUUGUAAGUCAUUAGUUACUAAUAAUUUAAUUUUUUUUUCUACGAGACUGAUAAAUUUGUCUUGGCGUUUAAUUUGUAUUAAUAAUGUUUAUUUCCUCCAUCAAAGCCUUAUCUCUGCUUGUCAAUGAAAAUUGAUUUCCACAAAAUUGUAGUCUUAUCACAAGAUCUACUGUAACUAAAAUCCAGGAUUAUCUAUGCAAUAUAUAUUGCAGUUUCUUGUACCUGAACCAAACCGAUCCGGAUGGGACGAUGACUUGGUUUGCCAGUGAACUUCUCCAGGCCGAGAAAAGGGGGGAAAAGGUUCAGAUCUUGGCGCAUUUGCCCGCAGGCGCAGGAGAAAUGUUCGAGCAAUGGGCCAUCAAUUAUUACCGACUGGUAAAUCGGUUUGAAGAUACGAUUGUGGGCCAAUUUGUUGGCCAUACUCACAAGUCCCAGGUCUAUCUAACUUUCGAGGACCCCGAGGAUGCCACUUCCAGACCCACCUCGGUCUCUUACAGUGGACCCAGUGCUACCCCGUACGAUGGUGUUAAUCCAGGAUAUCGUAUAUACACAAUUGAUGGGGUCAGAAACAACUCGACCUAUGUGAGCAGUUAUUUAAAUUAAUUUAACAUCUGAUUUCAGAAAAUAAUCGAUUUUGCUGAUUAUUAUUUGGACCUGAUCGAAGCAAAUGCCAAUUAUUCCUACAAAGACAUGGCCCCUUGGAAAGCCUUGUACACAUCGGUCAAAAAAGAGUACAAUAUGGCUUCAUUGGAGCCAGAAGAAUGGAUGAAAUUAGUCCACAAAAUGCCCAAUGAUCACCAAUUUAUGCGGAGAUUCGAAAAGUAAGAAUAAAAAAACAAAGAAGAAUAAUUAAAAGAAUAAAUGAAUUACAAUACUUCCAGAAACGUUUACCGUCGAGAUCUGGGGCCGUGUGACGCUGGCUGUGUUCAAGACCGAGUCUGUCAGAUGGUUACGAGCCAUCACUCAAAGGCAUUGUGCCAAAGUGUGAGGGGAAAUAUUGAAGGAGAUUCAUCACCAUCCCCACCUCCUCGGCUCUCCCUCCCGAGUUUAAGGUCCUUCCUCACGAAAUGUCCCGUUUAA
This is a messenger RNA of Bursaphelenchus xylophilus (pine wood nematode), 2269 nucleotides long. Lineage: Eukaryota; Metazoa; Nematoda; Chromadorea; Rhabditida; Aphelenchoididae. The record is from the annotation of a GenBank genome assembly.